Messenger RNA from Amoebophrya sp. A120, 2935 nucleotides. The record is from the annotation of a GenBank genome assembly. Lineage: Eukaryota; Dinophyceae; Syndiniales; Amoebophryaceae.
AUUGAAAAUCGUUGGAUCUCGUCAGUGUAGUUUGUUGGGACACGCACCGUUUCACGCCUAGGCUUUUCAGUGCAUGUCGUGUUAAGGCUAAGUACUUCUUUUCGACUUGCAGCUUCGUAAGUAGGCAACACAAUAGAUAAGUACUAGGAAAUGAAAGAAGACGCCCAAUCGUCAUCGAACCAUUAUUUCCACAUCAUCGUUCUUAUUUCAGGGUCGUGGUCGUGAUCGUUACUAUCACCGGCGCAGCAAGAGUGCCCGUCUGAUCUUCUCCGUCUCGUCGUUGAUACUAGGUCCUGGUUGGAUGCUGUAACAUUCGUGCGGAUCUGCCACACCUAGACCUACUAUAUCAAACCCGAUGUAAGAAGAUUAUGAUUAUCAAUACCAUAGCUACUUCCGCCAAGCCGAAAAUGAUGUAAUCGCCAGGGUUCUUCGUCCUGGUCGUUCCGUGUGUGAUAGCAGUAAAAGUUUUUUCGUGAGGUGCUGUUGUUGAUCAGGGUAAAAAUAGUUUGUACUGUAGAAUGCAGCAUGCGCUUAAUGUGUGAUUUUCAUUUUUGUCGUGCAUGCGCAUAAUUAUCGGAAGGGUUAGUCUUUCGGAAGGGGAAGAACGGCCUCUUGCAUGUCAUUUCCCGUCCGACCACGACUCUAAAACCGCAGCGUCAUUACUACGGUUCUUGAAGUCAUCAAUGCAGCGCACGGAAAGGAGGCACGAGAACCUGUUGCCGGUGGACGAAGAUGAUGUAUGCUGAUUGAUUGCCAACUCGUCCUGUGAAGAACGAGUAUGAUGAAGAUGCGACGGCUCGUUGCCACGACCUGUUUCCCACCCAUCGUGCCUUACUUCCUUCUUCCCUGCGCAAAAGGACAGCCGCACGAUGAACAGGUGCAUGUUGAAGCGCUUACUGCGGCUCCUUCUUUGACAAAACCCCUCGAAGGGAGAGUCGACAAUGUAGCCCAUAACACCGUAAACGCCUACGCCAAGCAAACCGAAAGUGAGGAGGUAGAGCAUUCGGAUGGAGCUGCAGAGCAGUCCUCGUCGCCUGCAAAUCAUGCAAUGGUCUCCCCGUAUACGCAAUUCGAUUUCAAGACGCCCAUCACCGCAGUCAGCCCAAACUUGGACAACCAGCUCCGAGAGCUCGAACGCGUUUACUACUGCGAUGGCGCUGCGGAAGGCGGAGACCACGAGCGCAUGUGCUUUACCAGCUGCAACAACAUCAACCAGCAGAUAGCGCCACAGUGGUAUAUAGUAUCUCCAGUAGUACAUCUACAAAACAUUAUAAGUGACUUUCUUAUUGGGAAUCAAUCUCCCUGAUAGUUUAAGAACCCGCGGACGAUUAUUUAAAUUUAUCGCGAAGGCGAACUCGUCGUGGUCAAUGAUAGUACGACCUCUACCUAUUCCUGUCAAAAACAAGAACAGGAAUAGCAAGAUAAAGCUGAAGGUGCCUCCACACACGACACACAAAUAAAGACACCAGAAUUGAAAGCGAAGCAUCUACAUCACAUCUAUAUCAGGUUCCAGUUCGAUGAGUUUUGCCAGCGCCAAGCGGAGACCGAUGCCAUGUGGAACCACCCCUUGCUGUACGAUUGCCGCGAAUUUUACGAGUGCAUUUACGGCUGCGCGAUGUACGGCAAAGGCAGAUGGCGGCUUCAGCGAGCGGCCGCCGACUAUCGCGUACGCCUCAUUGCUGCGGUGCAGAUGGGCAUCACAGAGAUCCUCAAGAAAUGCGACGCAUUGAAAUGUACUGAUAUUUUCCUUGUUUUGGAUAAGAGUCUUAAUCCUAGUUGUAUUUCUACUGAAUGCCGACACGGUAUUUCCGUUUCCAUUUUGUCAGAGCAGGGGAUGUUGACACCAGCAACUAAAUACGUUCGUAUACGUGUAUCUCUACAACUCCGAAAAAAAAACAGGCAAGGCCUAUUGCGCAAAAGACUCCUUCACGACGUGCCACGAGGUUCAAUGGCGGGACUACUUAUCACACAGAAAAAAGCUGGCAGGGCGCAUUUGUAAUGCAAAAAUAAAUACACGAAAAAACCUGUAUUGCAUAGCGGAAACAGCAUGCUAUGGGGCCACCCAUGACGAAUUGUUGUGUGUGUUUAUUUUUGCAUUACAAAUAUGCCCUGCCAGCUUUUUUCUGUGUGAUACUACUGCCUCGGCGAAAAAGCACAGCUCGACGAAGGACAAGGCUGUGACGUGAUGUGCAACGACUCCGUGCCAAGAAGUGGAUUUGCAAUGCAAAAUGGCAGCGUCCUGCUUCUCUCCUUGCUGGCAGCAUACUCCUUUCUCCACCUCCUCUUCCCUGCAGACCACGGCGAAAACAACGGCGCAGCUGGGUUUCGAUGGUAGAAGACCACGCCGAAAUGAUCAAAGGACCACGCUCUAGCGUGACAGUGACUACGAACAAGAAAGUUGUACUUAUAUAUUUACCAUUAUUGAGCAGGAAAUGUAUUGCAAUUGCUAUUGGAAGUUCUACAACCGGAAGUUGAAGAAUCUUGUACCUAAAAUUGAGACUAUGUCAAAAUUAGUUUAUGAUGGUAUCAAUGAAUCAGUAUGUAUUUGGUGCGUUUGUUUGGAAAAGUUGUAUGUGUACGAUAUUUGAUGCUGCAUCUUCGACAUCCAAUAAUUGUACAAAGAAGGAAUCGAUUCGAUUCCAACGUUGUCGGCAUCUGAAUUACGAUCUCCUUCGAGAGAUCUGAUUCAAGCGUAAGAAAAACUUAAGAAGUAGCCCGUAUACAAUUUGUACCAAAGAGUUGUCUUCUACGAUACAUUGACACCAUUUUUAUUUGGUACCUUCGGAUGUGGAUCCGAACGUGCCUGGCCCGUUUGCCGGUCGUCGUCCUUCAUGGGCUUGUGGCACCCUUCUCCUGGUUCAUGUUAUUUGCGUUCGACGUCAUUCGCACCAUUUCAAUUCGGGCUUGAUAUUUUUUUCUUGCUUUUGGUUUAUUU